This is a messenger RNA of Eucalyptus grandis, 963 nucleotides long. RefSeq names its product serine/arginine-rich SC35-like splicing factor SCL28. The record is from RefSeq and is a predicted model, not a curated record. The annotation marks the transcript as partial. The transcript is spliced from 5 exons. NCBI's taxonomy places the organism in Eukaryota, Viridiplantae, Streptophyta, Magnoliopsida, Myrtales, Myrtaceae. Gene Ontology annotation, molecular function: RNA binding.
AACAGGGAGCCUCGUGGCUUUGGAUUUGUGAAGUUCCGAUAUGCGGAAGAUGCAGCUGAGGCUAAGCAGCAAGUGAAUCAUACUGUUAUCGGAGGACGUGAGAUAAGAAUUGUUUUUGCUGAGGAGAACAGAAAAACUCCUCACGAGAUGCGUGUGACUGAGCGUGUGAGUGGGCGACACAGGGAAAGAAGGAGAAGUACAUCAAGGUCUCCAAGACGCCACAAUCAUUCUUACUCGAGGUCACCAACACCAGAUAGGCAUGACUCAAGGAGCCGUGGGGCAAAGGAUCGAUACCAGUCUCCAAUGCAAUCUGGGUCUGUACCACAUUCUCCAUAUCCUCAGGAGCACAAGAUUAAGCGGUCUAGUAAGAGGUCUCCAAGUCCAAGGGAAGAUAGUCGAAGUCCCAUUCUGGAGAGGGGUUAUCCAGCAAGCAGGUCUCAGAGUCCAAGGGGCAAUAUUCGCAGUCCUUCGAGGUCUCGUUCACAGUCUUACAGCCCACGCUGAGAGCCUUCUGAGUAAGAAUUACGGGGCUUGCAGUCAAGAUGGUGGUAUGCCAGUGGUGGUUCUUUGCAAAGUGCACUUCCAAGUAUCAAAGUGAACGAUAAACAGUGUCCUUUUGGAGAUCCUGUUGCUCUCUUUGAAUUUUAAAUAUCAUGGAUUAGGCUAUGCUCUAGAAAUGCUUUGUACGUUUUUGUUGGAGUUGGGCUUUGUGAACAUCAAGUGCAAGAUGGUUGUUGGUUGUUGGUUGUUGGUUGCUGGUCACUCUUUCAAGUCCUACGUUCGACCUUAAUGCAUGGCUCUUAACUUUAUAUGUGUCUGGUUUUUCUUUAUUGUCGGUUUAAUGUGUAUUCCCGGGCUUAGACACCAGAUCAAUGUGUGGGGUUACCCAGUGCUUGGAGUCGGUCCCAGUUCUGUAUAAACUGCGGUUGAUCUGCAAUGAGCUACUCUGUCUCUUCCUUGUUA